AUGGUCCGAUCCACCGGCCUAUCAGAGGUCCUCUCGGUCGGUCCCGUCCUCGACCUAGCCCUCUCAAAGACUCUUGGCCACUCCGACUCUGCCGUGUCUACCUUGUUACUUAUACCUCUCAACCACAGGCUUCUGCUAGUCAGUCAUCGGUAUCAGUUCGAUAUCCGGCACUAUUUGCUGGUAAUUUGCUGGUUGUCCUGCUUCGUCCAUGCGGCGUUACCUUGCGCCAAGCUUGUCCGUCUGCUAGCUCUUUAUCCCCCUGGCAACAUGUCUUCGCACCUGUCCAUUCGGGAAGGUGAAGCAACACCCAAGCAACACCACCAUGGAGAACACGCCAACCAUCUCGCCAAUCAACGCGGCCGCCUGGGUCACCACGUUGCUGAUUACAGCAAGUGGGACAGCGAGGUUUUGUAA
This is a messenger RNA of Neurospora tetraspora, 414 nucleotides long. RefSeq lists its product as uncharacterized. Bases 1 to 414 code for a protein of 137 amino acids. The transcript has 2 exons. Lineage: Eukaryota; Fungi; Ascomycota; Sordariomycetes; Sordariales; Sordariaceae. The record is from RefSeq and is a predicted model, not a curated record.